CCUCCUUUCUCGCUCCUCGACUCCAGAGGUCUCGGCUCUCAACACCGCCUCGCCUCGUCCAUCGUCAACAACCACAAAGCCGUCGCCCAUCACCGUCGCCCUCACCGCACCGCACCCGCCAUCGCCCUCGACCGAGUGCGCCGCGUGCAGGGCGCCCGGCCAGCCACGCACCCGUUCAUCACCCAUCCCCCGACGACCGUCGAUCCAUCCAUCCACCCAUCCAAGACAGGCGUCCGGGCGCGCGCGUGAGCCGAGCACCCGCCCUCGAAGCCGGUCCCAGGAAUGACUGAGACGCGCACCGCCUAAUACCUACCUAGCCCAGCCACCACGCCUACCUAGUAGUCGACGACGACGACGACGGCGGCGGCCACCAACGGCGGCUUGCUUGCUUGCUUCGCUCGCUCCACAUCGACGUUGGUGCGCAACGAACGACCCGCCGCCGCCGACACCCUCGACAGCGGCCCGACCACAACGACACCACCACUGUCGAGACAACAAGCGCAUUCAAAACGAACGCCCAUCAUGGACGCCUCGUCCUCUGCUGCUGCUGCUCCCGACGCUCUCCCGCCCCCUAUCCCGGCCCGUCACCACCACAUCGUGCCCACGUCCCCUCAACAGCACGAUCAUCAUCACCAACAGCACCACCAGCACAACCAGCACAACCACCACCAUCACCCCCAACAGCUGCAGACCCCCCAUCGCAGCGCCCGCCGCCCUGGCUCCAGUGCCGCCAUCCCUCCCGCCAGCCCCGAAGUCAUAUCCAACCUCAUCACGAGCCUCAGCGUCAUCUCGCAGCCCGCAAACUCGCACUUCGAGUCCCUCUCCCUUCCUGCGAGCCCCGGCCUCAGUGGUUCCGCCUCGGGCGGUAGCUUCGGCGUCGACUACGGCGCCUACAACCGUCCUGCGCACAACAAUGAUGCCCUCCACCGUCCCGUCUCACUCGACGAACUCGCCGCGAGCCCUCCCGUCGUCCGCACUUCCAAGCCCCCCAGCGGCUUCUCGCCCUUGACCGCUCCCAAGAGCCCCAGGGCCUCUGCCCACCGCUCCUCCAGCCACGAAAGCAUAACCGGCGGCUUGCGCUCCUUCAUCCGCUCCAGCAGCACCCACAACUCGAGGCCCUCCUCCCCGGGCUCCCUCGCCUCCGGCAACGGCGGAGACUCAGCUGCCAGCAUCGGCAAUCUCUCCAUUGAACGCAGCGCCGCCCUGUCCCCGGACCUCAGGCCCCGCCGCUCCCACGACAGCUGGGGCAAGAAGACAAACCGCAACAGCAAAGGCCUCAUGUACAUGAGCUCCAAGGAGCGCCUUCGCGAGCGCGAGCUUGACCGGAAGCGCCCCGCGGGCACCUUGCCGCCCUCGGCGGGAACCAACCCUGCUAUGACCGAGCUGGGAGUUGCUAGCUCUACCGGCGAAUUCAAGCUCGCCGCCGCCGCCACUACCGGCGCAACCCGCGCUGACCCUUUCCUCGCCGGCACGCCCAUAUGCGAGGAGGAGCCGGCCGGCGAUCACGGGGCGCCAGAGCCUGACACGCUCCUUGGGAGCCCCAAGCCCAUUCCGGUGCGCGAUUCGAGUCUCAGAAAGGCUGGUUCCAAGCAGCGCAAGAGGACGAGCGCCAGACGGUCCAAGCGGGACGGCGAAUUACCACUCGACGAUGCAAUCAUGGAGGCCGACGAGCCCCAACGAAGCCGCGACGACAGCCCUGAGGGCCACACUCGCAUAGGUUCGGAUCAUGGCCUGGCCACGGCACGAUCGUUCCUCUUGGACGACGAAGAGACGGUAUCGCCUCCGCGGGCGGCGGCUGGUCGCGGCCUCGGCGUGGAUCAAGGGGCCGUCGACGACGACGACGAAGACGCCGCACCUUAUCCCGCCAUCUCGGGUGGCCGUCGUCGCAGCGAGCAACAAGACGAGCGAAGUACCAGCCGCCUUUCUGGGCGGCUUAGCCCGGGCCCCAAGGAGGCGCUCAUGGUCAAGCGCAGCGGCUCUCGACUUCAGCGCUUGUCCAACGGGCCUCGCAGCCCGCGCGAGCCGCGGAGCGGCGUCGCCUCCCCCGAGCCGCGCGAACCGCAGCAGCAAACCCCCACCCCGUCCGCCGCCGCUUACGAGAGACCAGACUCGGCAGAUUCCAUUGACGACGCUGUCGAGUCGUAUUUGUGCUCGCCGCGGCUGUCCCAACGACUGCGCCACCCCCAGACGGGCCGCGUUAUAUCCUUCUCCGAGGUCGGCGAUCCCAACGGGUCGGCCGUCUUUUGCUGCGUGGGCAUGGGGCUCACGCGGUACAUCACAGCGUUCUAUGACGAGCUCGCGCUCACUCUCAAGUUGCGUCUAAUCACACCGGAUCGUCCGGGCGUUGGAGACAGCGAGGCGUACUCGGACGGCACGGCCACGCCCUUGAGCUGGCCCGACGACGUGUAUGCCAUCUGCCAGGCGCUCAAGAUCACAAAAUUCUCCAUCCUAGCCCACUCGGCGGGUGCCAUCUAUGCGCUCGCUACGGCGCUGCGCAUGCCACAGCAUAUUCGUGGCCGCAUUCACCUGCUCGCACCUUGGAUUCCCCCGUCCCAGAUGAACGUCUUUGGCACCUCGGUGACAUCCCCGCCGACGAACGCGAUUCCGACGUCCCAGAAGAUUUUGCGCGCCCUUCCGACACCGUUCCUCAAGGCGGCCAACUCGAGCUUCAUGACGGCGACGAGCAGUUCUAUUACCAGUUCGCUACCAAAGAACGCCAGGCGAACGAAGAAGAAGGCCGGCCAUGGCAAGGAGGUUGGGGGUACGCCGGCCCGCGACGUGACGGCAAUGAUGGACAAGGAGAACAUGGGCUAUGGGCCCCAGGGCAAAGACGGGGGAGCGCGGCCCGAGUCGGUUGGCCCGGCGGAGAACAUGGACCGCAUGCAGGUACCCAAGAAUAUGGGAGGCAACGGCAGUCCGUCGUUCAACGUGGCCACGCGGGAUCCCGCCGCCGACAAGGAGCGGCAGGUAACGUACGAUGUGCGGCUCACGCACGCCAUUUGGGCCCUGGCGACGACGGGCGCGAACCCGGCCGUGGACCUCCUCGUAUGCCUGGAGCGGCGGCACACCAUCGGCUUCCGCUACGUCGACAUCACGCGGCCGGUCGUGAUUCACCACGGCAGCCGCGACACGCGCGUGCCAGUAGACAACGUCAAGUGGCUGGGCAAGACGAUGCGGCGGUGCGAGGUGCGCGUCCUCGAGGGCGAGGGCCACGGCCUGAUGGCGAGCGCGACGGUCAUGGGGUCGGUUCUCAUGGAGAUGAGCAAGGAGUGGGAGGACUGGAUGCGAGCGACGGGCGCCGACGGGCGCAAGGAGACGCCGCGGCCGCGGAAGGGCACGCUGGUGAGGUGAGGAGACGACGUACACCCGUGUUGCUGGUGUUUUUGUGUUGAAUAUCUCUUUGGAGCAAGAGAUGUCGGUGUCUGUCCACGGCGUACGGGAGAGUGGGAGGGAGAACGGGGACUUUUGGACGGCGGAGCACGUGACAUGCUGGAUACCAUUGCUUUUUUUCUUGUUUUUCUGGCCCUUUUAACAUCGGCUGCUUAUACCUUGUAUGCGUACGAGUUCCCGGCGAUGACGGUGGAUGGGAAGGGGUGGUGGAUGGAUUGAUGGAUGAAUGGGAUGACCUGUAUAGAGUACCCUCGCAUGGGGGUCUUAAUAGAAAGGAUGACACAGGUGUCUGGGGUGGCCGUUGCAUGAUUAUGAGAGUGGGAAGGUGAGGGCUGGGGCGGAGUGAUGGUACGUUUUUAAGGUGAGGAUGAAGGUGCAUGUGAGGGUGCAUGUGAGGC
Messenger RNA from Purpureocillium takamizusanense, 3788 nucleotides. RefSeq lists its product as uncharacterized. NCBI's taxonomy places the organism in Eukaryota, Fungi, Ascomycota, Sordariomycetes, Hypocreales, Ophiocordycipitaceae. The record is from RefSeq and is a predicted model, not a curated record. The transcript is spliced from 2 exons. Bases 523 to 3351 code for a protein of 942 amino acids.